UUACAUUAAAUAAAUGUGAUUAUAUUUUACUAUAAAAUUUAUUUUCUUUUAAUAUAAAGACCAUAUGUAGAUAAGCCUUUCAAACUCUAAAGACAAACACAAUACAGGAAGUUGAUAGUCAACCCCCAAUAUAUGUAGUUAGUCUGAAGGGAGUAUAGGAAACGCGGCGCAACUUCACCUGCGGCAAUUCACCACCUGCCAGUAGGCAACUGUCAUCGGUUGCGUGCGGAAAAGGAAACGGUCGAUACUACAUUUCUACUACAUUUCUGCGUGAUUUUUCUGUCACGCAGAAAAGUUCAUCGAAUAUUUUACGGAGUACGUCACGGAAAAAUAGAAAAUGCUUCGAGUGCGCUCCCAAAGUAGCGUGUAUGAGCAGGAGGCGAAAUUUGUGCAGGAUCGCAUAACAGGCGUAGAAAAACACUUCGCUGAGCUGUGCACGGUAUUCGCGGCGUUCACCAGGAAAGCGGCCAGAUUACGCGACAAAGGCGACGAAUUGGCUAAAAUAAUACAAAUCUAUGCCGACUCGGAAAUUAUAAAUCGAUCCCUGAGCACCGGACUCGCGAACUUUUCUGUAACAUUAUCAGUUAUCGGUGAUUAUAGAGAUGCGGGAGUACAGAGAUUGGACUCCAAGGUGAUUGCACCUCUUUCGCAAUAUGCGACGAUCUGCAAGCAUGCCCGCGAUGACGUAAGAAACACUUUUGCAGCGCGCGACAGAGAACUCACGAGACGAAGGCACUUGGACAAAGUUCGGGAAAGAAAUCCCAGGAAUCGCCAAAUGAUAUCGCAAGCCGAAUCAGAACUGAUGAAAGCAUCCGUUGAAGUGUCCCGAGUAGUAAAAGGAUUGGAGGAGCAGAUCGACUCAUUCGAGCGACGAAAAUUGCACGACUUGAAGUCCGUGCUUUUGGACUUUGUCACCAUCGAGUUGAGCUUUCACACUAAAGCUCUCGAGCUUUUGACAAAAGCGUACCAAGACGUUGCGGCUAUCGACGAGAUAAAAGAUCUUGAGGACUUUCAAACUACGAGAGGAGAAAUGAACGGGGAAUUUAGAGAAACGAUGCGCGUUUCUGACUCUGGCGCAAGAUUAAGUACGGUGAGAAGAACUUCAUUUCGACAAGCCUAUUCACUGACAAACUUGGCCAGUCGAUUUGCAUCCUCUCCCAUGACAUCGCAAAGACUAGCUAAUCGAGAAACCGAAUCUGCUGAUUCUGUACGAACUGGCCUCACAAACUCAUCCGAAUCGGUUCAAGUUGAAGAAGAUGCAGACAGCACAGAGGAAACAGAAUCAGAGUCAAUUCGAGAGAAGCCUGUGAGAACUAGGCAUAAAUCUAUGUAAUCUCAAUUACCGUUUUAACUUUGCCCUCCUACCUUUUUAGAAAAAAAUAUCAAGACAUUCUGGAUAUAAAGUAAAGAAACGCUUCAUUCUCAGGCCUUUCCCGGCAAUUCCUAGGUGUCAGAAGUCGUUAAUGUCGUCUAUAAUAUAUCGCAUACCUUCUAAAAUGAAUCAGACAAAGUAAAUUUUAUCAUAUAUUUAUUCUUUAAAAAUAUUUAAUUAUUUUGUACUUGAUAUCAGUUUAAGUAUCCAUUGAUACACAAAAUUGUUUUGAAUAUGAUUAAAUAGUAGUUUAAAAAAAAUGUUAUAAUAGCUUUUUAUAAUAAGGAUAGCAUCAAAGAUCAAUG
Linepithema humile (Argentine ant) is the source of this 1677-nucleotide messenger RNA. RefSeq names its product CBY1 interacting BAR domain containing protein Fam92 (gene Fam92). Gene Ontology annotation, biological process: cilium assembly. NCBI's taxonomy places the organism in Eukaryota, Metazoa, Arthropoda, Insecta, Hymenoptera, Formicidae. The record is from RefSeq and is a predicted model, not a curated record. Gene Ontology annotation, cellular component: ciliary basal body; ciliary transition zone.